CUUUUUCUUGGCGCGGCGUCUUCCGUGGUACUUUCAGUCUCUUAACUCCGGCGACGCUGGAGGGAGCUCAAGCGGGAGAAGGAAAGAGCCCGGCCAGGUUGGCGAUGCGGGCUCGGGCGUCGCUUGCUGCCCUCGGAGCUCCUCUCCGCAGCGGCGGCUGCAGCAGCGCCACUCCGUCCGAGCCGAGGUGCGCAGCUCUCCGACCUUCGCCCGGCUCGGGCUGUUGCUGAGACCGCGCGUUUUCCUCGCCCGGACCUCGCCCGCCGACGCCACCGUCACCUUCACCUCCGACGGCUCCAAGAGGAUGUGGCUCCUCGCCGUGACGACAACUUUCUGGGGAUUGUUGCUGGCGCCAGGAUUUGCUUUGCAAAUACAGUGUUAUCAGUGUGAGGAAUUUCAGCUAAAUAAUGACUGCUCUGCCCCGGAGUUCAUUGUGAAUUGUACUGUGAAUGUCCAAGACAUGUGUCAGAAGGAAGUGAUGGAAAAAAGUUCAGAGAGAAAACAAGGAACCAUGGCAACUCUCACAGAGGAAAGGAAUCUAAUUCAGAAAUCCAUAGGAGGGUUGAUGGACAGCUGUGAAGAACAUCUCUCCAUUUGGCAUGAUAGUAGAAACCCAGAUAACCGUUGCUGUCAGAAGAGAUGAGUAAUAACUAAUAUCCCUGAGUUAAAACCCUAGCUGCAAAAGAUAUUCCCAUGCAUCAUAAAUCUCAUUCAGUAAAUUUUAAACCAUGUGAACAUCCUGAAUAAGCCCCAGCUUCCAUUGAUACUGAUUUCUUGAAGAUAUUUCAAAUGACUGCAGCAGAAAACACUAUACACAGCAUGAUAACAAUAGUACUUAGAUUUAUAUACCACUUCAUAGUACUUUACAGUCCUCUCUAAGCAGUUUACAGAGUCAGCAUAUUGCCCCCAACAAUCUGGGUCCUUGUUUUACCAACAUCAAUCCCCCAUAACUUUAACCUUAGACUGUCUACUGUUGAUCUCACCCCAUUCCUAAGAGGUCUGUAAGGGGCGUGCAUAAGCGCACCAACAUGCAUACCAUCCCUGUCCUACUGUUCCCAUUUAUUCGUAUCCUUAUCCUGUAUUCAUAAUCAUGUUUAUACUUAUAUCUGUUAUCUUAUAUGUAUUUGACAAAUAAUAAUAAAUAAAUAAAAUGGAAGGCUGAGUCAACCUUGAGCUGGUGAGUCUCAAACUGCCAAACUGCUGGCAGUCAGCAGUCAGCAGAAGUAGCCUGCAGUACUGCAUUCUAACCACUGUGCCAUCACAAUAUGAUGUCCAUGCAAUUGAGGGUACAAACAAAGGUUCCAUUCACCUUUAAGCAUUUCCACCUAAUGUACAAAAGUGUCCAAGAAGCUGUCACUUAGCAUGUGCAACAGGGACAACCACAUUUACAAAAUUCAGAUUCAAAGCAGAAUUUUGAAGUAGAAUUUCCCACCCCCAUUCUAUGCGAGAGCAUGAAGACUUCUAAAUGUAGCACAGCAUAGGGACAUUUAAUCAAUCGAUCGAAAUAGAGCUGAUUGGACCUUAGAGGUCUUCUACUCCAAUCUCCUGCUCACGCAGGGGACCCUAUACCAUCUCAGACAGGUGGCUGUCAGUCUUUUUUUUAAAAUCUCCAGUGAUGAAACACCCACAACUUCUGAAGGCAAACUGUGCCCCUGGUUAAUUGUUCUCACUGUUAGGAAGUUUCUCCUUAAUUCUCCUUAAUUCUGCUUAAUCUCUUUGAUUAGUUUCCAUCCAUUGUUUCUUGUCUUGCCUUUUGCUGAUUUGGAAAAUAAAUUGACCUUUCUCUUUUUUGUGUCAGCUCCUCAAAUACUGGAAUACUGGUAUAAUGUUACCCGCUAGUCCUUUUUUUCCCUCUAGACUGGCCAUACCCAGUUCUUGAAACUCUUCUUCAUAUGUUUGUGUCUCCAACCCUUUAAUAAUCUUAGUUGCUCUUUGCACUUUUUCCAAAGUCUCAACAUCUUUUUUGUAAUGUGGUGACCAAAACUAGAUGCAGUAUUCCAGGUGUGGUCUUACUAAGAAUUUAUAAAGCGAUACUAAUAUCUCACAUGAUUUUGAUUCUAUGCCUCUGUUUAUACAACCAAAUUUAUACAACAAAUGUAUGACAACUCCUGAGCACCUAAAGGGGUCACCUGUGAAAUGCAAUGUUUAGAAUUACUUCAGUGGCCAUUGACUGUUUUCUAGACCCAACUUAGAUAUCAUCAUUGUUGAUAGAUAAAUAUAUGACAACAAAUGAAGCUGAUUACGUUGAAUGCGCUAUAUUCAAAUGAAUUCAUCGCACUAAUACAUAGUACAUUGCCUUUUAAUAACUCCCCCAUCAAGCAAUUAAAGCUAUUUAUAAGUGAGCAGAAUUAAUUUAGGAAUUAUGAAAUUAAGGCUAAUAGACUCAAUUAUCGCCAACAUACAGGACAGUGCCUAUGGCAAUCUUUGUCCCCAUGCUUUAGUUGAAAGUUUAGCAUAAUAAUGAACUCCACUGCUCAUUGCUAUUAGCGCCGUAAAUCCUUGGAUUAUAUUUUACUGCCCCUUUGUGAACCAGUUGAAUUGUCAUAGGAGAAGUCAGAGUUUUUUGUCUCAUUACUCUGGCUCAUGUUUAUUGCAAACGAGCUGCAGACCAAAGAAAAAUUGGUCUGGAAAAAGCCACUUCUAUCAAGAUUAUUACAGUGGCAAUAAAGACUGGUGGCCGCUAAGUUAGAGACUUGCAACCCCUGUCUUCUAUGAAUUAAGGAUAUUACGCCAACAUAAAAAUGAGACUGGGAGCUUGUAACUGGAGAGAUCAGUUCUGAAGAACCAGAGCUCUUGUUUUAACAUUUGGAAUGGGAAGGGCAAAUAGAGGCUACAUAAUACACUUAUAAAGCAGCCAUGCUCACCCAUUACUAAACAGCCUUAGCUCUACUUUAGAAUAUGAGAGGAAACUGCAUACAUUCAAAUUAUGCUGAAUCGGGCGCCAAAUAUCCAGGAAUAUUAAAUUAACAGCUGAGUUUUUAAUUUUAAAAAAUAAGGCAUGGGACGCUAUGUUUAUUCCAUCACUGAUUUUGAUGCAAGUCAUACACUAUGACAACAUGCUAUUGUCACCCAUGUUUUGUCAUCUACCCUUCCUUGCCUUGUGUGUUCAGCAGUCCCUGAGAAAAUAAUGAGCAUUAUUGGAAAAUUACAGGAUGUAAUGUGCAUCCAACACACUGCCUGUCAAUCUUAAAUUCUGAUCACAGCAAGCACACGUAUCAGUCAAUUCAGUUAUAUAGCUAUAUGUUUAUUUACUAAAUAUGAGAAAUCAUCAACGACAGUUAACAGGCAAAAGAGAAUACAGAUAGUCCUCGACUUAGGACCACAAUUGAGCCCAAAAUUUAUGUCGUUAAGUGAGAAAUUUGUUAAAUGCGCUUUGCCCCAUUUUACAACUUUUCUUGCCACAUUUGUUAAGUGAAUCACUCCAGUUGUUAACUUAGUAACUUGGUUGUUAAGUGAAUCUGGUUUCCUCAUGGACUUUGCUUGUCAGAAGGUCACAAAAGAGGAUCACAUGACCCCGGGACACUGCAACUGUCAUAAAAAUGAACCAGUUGUCAAGCAUCUGAAUGUUGCCUGGGGAUGUUGCAAUGGUCAUAAAUGUGAAAAAUCGUCGUAAGUCACUUUUUUCAGUGACAUUGUAAUUUUGAACAGUCACUAAGUGAACUGUUGUAAGUCGAGGAUUACCUGUAAAAGGCAAGUAGAAGCAAUGGGGGAGAGGGAGAAACAUGAACAGGCAAAAACAAUAAAUAUAAUAAUAUGACUAGAAGAACCUUAUGUCUUUUUUUGAGCAGUCGUUAAACAAAUGCCAUGGUUCUUAAGAAAACUCAAUCGUUUGAAUAAGUGCUUUUUGCCAGAAACUUGAAAAAAACAUUGUAAAUCACGGUCACGUGACCAUGAAACACUGCAGCCAGUCAUAAAGCUCCAUAUGGGUCCUAAAGCACCCAUUCUAUGGCCAUCAUAACGGUUGAAAAAUGACAAGGCAUUAAGUGAGGACUACCUGCUCCUUGAG
Pantherophis guttatus is the source of this 4006-nucleotide messenger RNA. The record is from RefSeq and is a predicted model, not a curated record. Lineage: Eukaryota; Metazoa; Chordata; Lepidosauria; Squamata; Colubridae.